AUGUAUCCUUCAAAGAUAAUUUCAUUGCUAUCUCUUUUAUUUCUUGCCAUCCAAGUUUCAAUAGCUCAAACUCAAACUCAUGAAAAUUCAACUAGUUCACCCUUUGAUUUCCUAACAAAAAUACAAGGAUCUCAAAAGGGCCAAAAUGUUAACGGCGUCAAAGAUCUCAAAAAGUUCCUUAAGAAGUUCGGUUAUCUCGAUAGCCAGUCAACUAGCGGAUUAGAUUCAAAGACGAGUAAUAACAAUGAUGAUGGUAACACCGAUGUUUUCGACGAAAAGACAGAAUCCGCAAUCAAAUUGUAUCAAAAGAAUUUCAAUCUCAACCAGACAGGAAUUCUAGAUUCCGCAACAUUGUCUCUAAUGACGAGGCCGCGAUGUGGCAGGUCGGAUAAAAACAUACGACUGAAAAACGCGGAGGAUACGAUAAAACCCGAUUUUAAAUUCUACACAAGAAAUGAAAAAUGGACAAAAACAACAAUAACCUAUGGAUUCAUGAAUGGAACACCAAAAAUUGGAACAUAUGCAAUAAGAGUUUCAUUAGCAAAAUGGGCAAAGGUGACAAAAUUCACAUUUCAAUACACAGAUAAUUAUGAUAAAGCCGAUUUGAAAUUUAGUUUUCAAAAAAGAAAACAUUUAGACAAUGAUGCAUUUGAUGGUCCAGGUGGCGUUUAUGCCCAUGCAUGGGCCCCACCUGUGGGCCAUGUACAUUUUGAUAGUGAAGAGCCAUGGAAAUUAAAUGCUGGUUUAGGUAGUGUUGAUUUAUACACAAUUGCAUUGCAUGAAAUUGGACAUGCUUUAGGGCUUGAACAUAGUGAUGUGCAAAGUGCUGUUAUGUGGCCUUAUGUUGGUUUUGGUGAGAUCAAGGAUUUAGGUCAAGAUGAUAUUCAAGGGAUUAAAGCUUUGUAUAAUCUUAAAUGA
This is a messenger RNA of Mercurialis annua (annual mercury), 918 nucleotides long. RefSeq names its product metalloendoproteinase 5-MMP-like. Gene Ontology annotation, biological process: proteolysis; extracellular matrix organization; collagen catabolic process. Gene Ontology annotation, molecular function: zinc ion binding; metalloendopeptidase activity. Gene Ontology annotation, cellular component: extracellular matrix. Lineage: Eukaryota; Viridiplantae; Streptophyta; Magnoliopsida; Malpighiales; Euphorbiaceae. The transcript has a single exon. The record is from RefSeq and is a predicted model, not a curated record. The coding region runs from base 1 to 918 and encodes 305 amino acids.